CACCCAAUAACAUCCUUUCUCUUCAGUGUUAACGGAAAUGAAAAGUGACCUAGAACAAUUACCACGUUAGUGUUGUUAUUUAGACGUUUAUUAAAACCCUGGAACUCAAACUAUGACUAAUUUAACUGCACAGCAUCACAUACUUACAAGGUAGUGUUUAAUUCGCGUUGAAGACAGGGCAUGUUUGAUAGAUGUUAUCUAGGUAGCGCUAGCUAGUUGCUAACAAUGGCUAACUGUAUGGUUUUUCACACUCAAAUAGCCUCCAUUAUGGAGGUGCUAGCGAAUGCAGCCGUGGCAGACAUCUGUAAACUCGUAGACGACGACUAUGCAGUGUUUCGUUUGGAAAUUUCUCAAAGCCAGAAAGAAAACAGGGCAUUGCGAAGGAAACUACAGCUAUUCGAACUGAAGAUGGCACGGGAGCGCGUCCUCACCAGUCGUCCCAGUAGUGUCAAGAUCCUCGACCGAUACAGAGGAAUGGCAAGAGGACAGCUCACUGGAGGCAAUAGGAGCUUUGUGAAGCCAGUGGGACACAAUACAUGGAGAGAUGACCAACCAGAUACUGUUGAUGAGGGGAAUGGAGAGUCAACCCAGCAUGUUAUCGUGAUAGAGUCUGCAGAUGCAGAGGCUGCAGGUCUUGGGGUCAAGCAGCACAGGUCUGAAGGAGAGGAGGGCCUGAGGCAAAGCGGAGACAUCCAGACUGGAGUGGCUGGAGCGCCCUAUGAAGCCAUGGAGGACCCCACCACCUCUGCGCCCCAGACAAGGACCCGACGUAGCGUCACGGAGGAGGAGGGUCUAGAGGUGCUGCUGGUGAAGGAGGAGGGGUGUGAGGAGGGUUUAGGGAAACUGGAGGGGACCAUGUUCAUGGAGGACAACCAGACUACACCUCCUCCUGAAUCCACAGAGGAACCAGCUGAGCAGCACAGGACCACACACAGUCUCACUGAGUCAGUAGACAUGGAGGAUGGGAAGCCUGAUCUGCAGCUGGUCAAAGAGGAGACAAUAGAAGACGGACCAGAGAGCAUUGACCUGCUGACUGGAUUAAAGAUGGGGGAGCAAGUUAGUUGGCUGGAGGCUAACAGAGAAGACUGGGCAACCAUCUUGGAUUACCAGACCCAGGCGGGUGCAGCCAAGGGCCUAAGGGACAACAUCACUGAGCAGGCCAGGACCAGAGGUGACAUAGUGGAGUCAGUAGACAUGGAGGAUGGGAAGCCUGAUCUGCUGCUGGUAAAAGAGGAGACAGUAGAAGACGGACCAGAAAGCAUUAAUCUGCUGAGUGGACUAAAGAUGGGGGAGCAAAGUGGUUGGCUGGAGGCUAACAGAGGAGACUGGGGGGCCAUCUUGGAUUCCCAGACCCAGACUGGUGCAGCCAAGGGCCCAGUGGACAACAUCACUGUGCAGGCAAGGACCAGAGGUGACAUAGUGGAGGUCAGCGGAUGGGACAGCGUCCUCAACUCUGGGCUGGGGAACAACAUUGUUGACCACUACCAGAAACAGACAGUUGAACACAAAACAACAGCUGAACUUAGUCUCCAUGACAACAGACUGGCUGAGACGAGGGCGAGACUUAGAUUUGGUCUGCGGGGAAGUGUUCAUAUGCAGCUGGAGAGAACAGACACAGACUCGGCUAGCGAUGCUCUGUCCUGCUCCUAUAGUUGUGAUUCAGAGAGACUGAUGGCACCUCAGGUUAACCCCCUAACAGAUGCUGCCUUCAGCCUGCCUUCUAUAGGAUCUAUCAAUUGGAACAUGGACCCUGCAACAACACAGACACUCCCUGGCCUUCAUCCUCCUCACACUCUCCUAAUGUUAAACCAAACCUCAGACAAUGCCAGUGCCUCAACACUAAAUGGCUACACAAGCCUAUUGACAAAUGACAGUAGUAGUAAUGCUAUCAACAGAUCUUGUGGCAAAGAGAAACGCUUCCUGUGUUCGUUCUGUGGGAAAGCCUUCAGUUUUCCCCAACAGGUGGAGAUCCACCAGAUGAUACACACAGGGGAGAAACCUUUCGGCUGCCACCUGUGUCGGGCCAAUUUCUCCCACUCCUCCAAGCUGAAGAGGCACCAGAGAGUCCACACAGGGGAGAAACCAUACAGCUGCCCCCAGUGUGAUAAGAGGUUCUCCCACCAGCACCACCUGAAGAGGCACCAGAAGGUCCACACGAGAGAGAGGCCGUUUGCCUGUACGCACUGAAAAUGCAGAAAAUACAUACAGUGCGUGUAUAAUGUAGAACUAGUUAGAUUGUAAUGAAUUCUGUUGGAUUUGGAUGUAUAGGAAAGUGGAUGAGGUGAACUGAGGAUGAUGAGGCAGAGUAGAUGAUUAUGGUGAUGAUUGGUGUGAUGGUGUCUGUAAAAAUGCUUUGUCCCUUUAGGUUGAUACUGUUUUAUAGUGAGAUAAUGACAGUGCCUUAAUUAAUGUUUACUUGACGUGAUGUCUUGAAGCUGUGUGUAAUGUAAUGUUGAACCUUUUCCAAAGUAUUCUAAAAUGAAUGUUUUCAUUUAUCGUUUUGUGCAAUAAAAGUAAUGUAGUUUA
Oncorhynchus kisutch (coho salmon) is the source of this 2526-nucleotide messenger RNA. Its product is annotated as Wilms tumor protein homolog A-like. Gene Ontology annotation, biological process: regulation of transcription by RNA polymerase II. Bases 226 to 2187 code for a protein of 653 amino acids. Lineage: Eukaryota; Metazoa; Chordata; Actinopteri; Salmoniformes; Salmonidae. The transcript is spliced from 8 exons. Gene Ontology annotation, molecular function: DNA-binding transcription factor activity, RNA polymerase II-specific; RNA polymerase II cis-regulatory region sequence-specific DNA binding. The record is from RefSeq and is a predicted model, not a curated record.